Molecule: messenger RNA, 620 nt
Organism: Cheilinus undulatus (humphead wrasse)
Lineage: Eukaryota; Metazoa; Chordata; Actinopteri; Labriformes; Labridae
Gene: snrpd2
Product: small nuclear ribonucleoprotein D2 polypeptide
Exons: 3
Coding region: 141-497 (118 amino acids)
Biological process (GO): RNA splicing; spliceosomal snRNP assembly
Cellular component (GO): U2 snRNP; U5 snRNP; U1 snRNP
Molecular function (GO): RNA binding
Source: RefSeq, a predicted model, not a curated record
GCCGAAAAACUCCGACGAGGAAGGAAAGGGGCUGACCCGGAAGUGGUUCAUUCUACCGCACAUUGCUGAAACGUUGUUGGUACGGAGGGAACGGUUGGAGAACAGUGGAAUACACACUGAGCUAGACAUAUAUAUUCACCAUGAGUCUGUUAACAAAACCCAAGUCAGAGAUGACCCCAGAGGAGCUCCAGAAAAGAGAGGAAGAGGAGUUCAACACUGGCCCGCUGUCUGUACUUACCCAGUCAGUAAAGAACAACACCCAGGUCCUCAUCAACUGUCGAAACAACAAAAAACUGCUUGGAAGAGUCAAAGCUUUUGACAGACACUGUAACAUGGUUUUGGAGAACGUGAAGGAGAUGUGGACCGAAGUGCCCAAGAGUGGGAAGGGGAAGAAGAAGUCAAAGCCAGUGAACAAAGACCGCUACAUCUCUAAAAUGUUCCUGAGGGGAGACUCCGUCAUCAUCGUGCUGAGAAAUCCUCUGAUCACAGGGAAAUAAACUGAGCCCUUUUGCACCAAGCUACAUUUUUUGACUUUUUGUUUUCAUACCUUUCUUUUCCUGAAUUGUUGCCAGAAGUCUCCUGUUUUCAUUUAGAUAAUAAAAUUGAUCACUAGAUUCAAA